GCUUUUGAUUUGAAUGACUCGAGGUGCCAAAACGUUUUUUUGUGUUUUUUUCUUCUUCGUUUCCCCUACUGAAAAAUUAGAGAAAGAAGUUUAACAAAACCCUUCUCUUCUUCAACAGCAGUUUAACAAAAUCCAAAUCUAAAUCUAAAAUCACAUCUAAAAUCAAAACCAAAUCCAAAACCAAACCCACAGUUUAACAAAAUGAAAAUGAAAAUGAAAAUCAAAUCUAAAAUCAAAACAAAAUCAAAUACCAAACCCACAGAUUAUUUUUUUAUUUUAUUUUUUAUACUUUUUUUUCCCUAUUGGAUCUCUGAAACAGAGGCAAAGAAGAGAGAAGAGAAAGCAUAGAAGAGAGAGGAAGAGAAAUAGAAAGAGAGAGAAGAGAGAGGAAGUUCUUUUGUGGUCCCAAUUUCUCUUCAGAUCUUGAGUUUCUUCUCAUUUCCAUUACUUUCUUGUCCCAAUUUCACUUUUUGCAUUCUAUUCAUGUAUGUAUGAGUACAGUUGAAUGAAACAGAGGAGAUGAGGGAGAAGAGGAGAGGAGAGGAAACAUAGACAGAGAUAGACAGGAGAGAAGAGAAGAGGAAACUGAUAGAGAGGUAUUUUCGGGCCAUUCGAGCUCAUUUCUUUCGAGCUACGAAUCAUUUUUGUUAAGUUUAAUCUGUCUCGGCAACAUUAGUUUCCAGCUCAAAAGUCAAUCAUUGUCAAUAAAUUACUCCAUUCACAUAGAGAUUCCUUGUGUGGGAACCCCUUUUAAGAUCUUUUUGUUCUUCCCCAAUAUCUUCUCAUCUUUGUAAGCUAACAAUCAUUGAAACAGACAUUCAAUUUAUAUUUAUUUGGCUAAGAAUCUUUAAUUCAUUUUCUUCUAAAACUUUGGGAGUCAACGGUUCUGCACAUACCAUGGGGCUAUCCUGGUAAAGAGUAUGCUCAUCUCCUUACUGAGCAGGAUUCAAAUCUCUUACUAUUAUUCAAGUGAAAGUCCGUCGAUUUAGGUGGAUCGGCUAGCUUCCUCCAAUUUAGCUUAUAAAGGUGGAUUCUAAAAGAUCCUGUCUUAUGGGUGUUCUGGGUAUCAAAAAAGAAGUUCCACACACACCCACCCUUGCAAAAAUUAAGCCCAUCUCUGUUGACUGCUCUUGAUAAGCAUAAAUGGACUUUUCUAUUGUGUUUGGUUGGAGGGUUUAGAGAGGGAUUUGGAAAGAGAAAUGGAAAAGGUAGGUGAAAUGUGAAUAAAACAUGCCUAUAUUUCAUCUAGUUUCCCAUACCUUUUCCCUUUCCCUUUCCAAAUUCCUCUUCAAAUCCCCCAACCAAACACAGCAUUCAUGUGUUGGGAAUUUCGUACAGCAUUCAUCUGUGUAGUAGUUUCAAUUUUGAAGGUAACCACUGCCAGAUAUUUGGGUUUAUGUUUCUUUCUUCUUCUCAAUAGUCUUUCUUCUUUUUUUUUCAAGUAAAUGACAUUUCAAAACAUAUGUUACAAUAAAGUCAUUUGCCUCUCAGUAUUAAGAUUAUUAUUAUUGUUCUGAAGAAGAAGUCAUGACUAUUGCUGAAACAAGUGGAUCUCCGACUAGGCUUCAGGGGAAGUAUGGUGCAAUGGUAGUAUGUUGGAUUCUAGGACUUGGAUCUCUUGUCUCUUGGAACAGCAUGUUGACAAUAGGAGAUUACUACUAUAACCUGUUCCCGAAAUAUCACCCUUCAAGGGUACUAACCCUUGUCUAUCAACCGUUUGCACUUGGAACAAUGGCAAUACUUGCAUAUAAUGAGUCAAAGAUUGACACAAGGCGGCGCAACUUGACUGGAUACAUCCUGUUCUUCAUUAGUACUUUCGCUCUCUUAGUUUUGGAUUUAGCGACAUCAGGGAAGGGAGGAAUCGGAAAUUAUAUUGGCAUAUGCAUCAUUGUUGCUGCUUUCGGAGUUGCAGAUGCCCAUGUUGAAGGUGGAAUGGUUGGAGACCUAUCCUUUAUGUGCCCCGAGUUCAUCCAAUCUUUCCUAGCUGGUUUGGCUGCAUCAGGGGCUCUCACCUCUGCUUUGCGGCUAAUCACAAAAGCAGCCUUUGAAAAUUUGAAUAAUGGCCUUCGCAAGGGAACUAUGCUGUUUCUAGCAAUCUCGACAUUCUUUGAGUUUCUAUGCAUAUUUCUGUAUGCAUUCGUCUUCCCAAAACUACCAAUUGUGAAAUACUACCGCUUGAAGGCAGCCUCGGAAGGAUCAAAAACUGUUUCAGCAGAUCUUGCUGCUGCUGGCAUCCAAACAGAAGUAACCCAAGGAGCUGAAGACGAUGAUAAGCAACAGAGGUUAAGCAACAAGCAAUUGUUCACUCAGAACAUAGAUUAUGCAUUGGGCUUGUAUUUGAUAUAUGUCCUGACAUUAUCAAUUUUUCCCGGGUUCUUAUACGAGAACACUGGAUCACACCACAAGUUAGGCUCAUGGUAUCCACUUGUGCUGAUAGCAAUGUACAACUUGUUCGAUCUGAUAUCAAGAUACAUUCCUCUCGUAAAAUGCCUUAAGAUAAAAUCUCGAAAGGGCCUUAUGAUUGCUAUAUUGUCUCGUUUCUUGCUCAUCCCUGCAUUCUACUUCACUGCAAAGUAUGGUGAUCAAGGAUGGAUGAUAAUGCUCACAUCUUUCUUGGGACUAACAAAUGGUUAUCUCACUGUUUGUGUCCUCACAGAAGCUCCAAAAAGUUAUAAGGGUCCUGAACAAAAUGCAUUGGGUAAUUUGCUAGUGUUAUUUCUUCUAGCCGGCAUAUUUUCAGGGGUUGCUCUUGAUUGGUUGUGGCUUAUUGGUAGUAAACAACAGUUCUAAAAGGUCAAGGCGGCGAAUUACCUCUUGAUCUUGAUGAAGAAAGAGAGUUCAUCAUACUUGAUGAUCAUUACUGAGAUUUUUCAAAUUGGAUAUGGAAGAGGAGCAUGAACCGUCAAGUGUGAUCAUCAUCAUUUUAUUGUCAAGAAAAUCCAUUCCUUCAACAGUGAAUAUUGGUGCUUUAGAAUUUCACAGUUUGAUGUUUGUUUUCACUUCUUUGUAAUGUAUUGAAAAUUUCUGUUUCUAGGGUCACGGUGAAUAAUAAAGAUCAAGAAUUUGAAGUGGUGAUUAUACGUGUGUAUGUUUCAA
Molecule: messenger RNA, 3096 nt
Organism: Camellia sinensis
Lineage: Eukaryota; Viridiplantae; Streptophyta; Magnoliopsida; Ericales; Theaceae
Source: RefSeq, a predicted model, not a curated record